This is a messenger RNA of Ipomoea nil (Japanese morning glory), 955 nucleotides long. RefSeq names its product trans-resveratrol di-O-methyltransferase-like. The record is from RefSeq and is a predicted model, not a curated record. The transcript has 2 exons. Lineage: Eukaryota; Viridiplantae; Streptophyta; Magnoliopsida; Solanales; Convolvulaceae. Gene Ontology annotation, molecular function: O-methyltransferase activity; S-adenosylmethionine-dependent methyltransferase activity. Gene Ontology annotation, biological process: methylation. The coding region runs from base 1 to 885 and encodes 294 amino acids.
AUGCGCUUGUUAACUCACAACGGCUUCUUUGAUUCAACAAAUCUCAAUGAAGCAGAAGAAGAAGAAGAUGGCUAUGUUCUCACAGCUUCUUCGAGGCUACUCCUCAAAAGUCAGAUUCCAAAUCUGUCCCCUUUCGCCAUACUUUCGGUGGAGCCGGCAAUGUUAGCGCCAUGGAAGGUUUUGGGGGACUGGUUUUCAAGAAAUGAGGAGUCCACUGCGUUUGAGACCGCGCACGGGGCUCCUUUCUGGGAGUUUUGCGACACGAAUUCUAGGUUCAACAACGUUUUCAACGAGGGCAUGGCUAGCGAUUCCCAGAUGAUGAGGUUCAUUGUGAAAGAUUAUGGGCAAGUGUUUGAAGGACUGAGUACGCUGGUAGAUGUGGGUGGCGGCACUGGAAUGAUUGCUAAGCUCAUCUUGGAGGCAUUUCCGAGCUUGAAAUGCACGGUGCUUGAUCUCCCUCACGUUGUUGCAGAUAAACCCGCAGGCGGGUCCUCUGAAAACCUUCGAUUCCUUGGAGGGGACAUGUUUCAUUCAAUUCCUUCUGCUGAUGCCAUCAUGUUAAAGCAUGUUAUGCAUGACUGGAGUGAUGAGGACUGCGUGAAAAUACUGAAGAAAUGCAGAGAAGCUAUCAUCGCAAACAAGAAUGAUGGAGUGAAGAAGGCCGGGAAGGUCAUCAUUAUUGACAUGGUUUUGGGCGCGGAAGAAGACAAUGAAAGAGACAUAACUGAAACGAAGCUGAUGUUUGAUGUUCUGAUGAUGGUUCUUGUUACUGGGAGGGAACGAACAGAAAAGGAAUAUGAAAGGCUGUUCAUUGAGUCUGGGUUCACUCGCCACAAGAUAACUCCAAUAUUUGGCUUCACGUCCCUCAUUGAGGUGUUCCCUUAAUUAGUUCCCACUUUUGAUGAACACUAUCAUGUUCCCAUCUUAAUUCAUGCACUGUCAUCAAUUUCUUUGU